This is a messenger RNA of Eruca vesicaria subsp. sativa (arugula), 1077 nucleotides long. NCBI's taxonomy places the organism in Eukaryota, Viridiplantae, Streptophyta, Magnoliopsida, Brassicales, Brassicaceae. The record is from the annotation of a GenBank genome assembly.
AUGGAGGGAUCAAAAGCGCCUCACUUUGCGAUGAUACCGAGUCCUGGAAUGGGCCACCUCAUCCCAUUCGUCGAGUUAGCUAAACGACUCGUCCACAACCACGGCUUCACCGUAACCUUCCUCGUGGUUGGCGAAGGUCCACCGUCAAAAGCUCAGAGAACCGUCCUUGACUCUCUUCCUUCUUCAAUCUCCUCCGUCUUUCUCCCUCCUGCUGAUCUUACCGAUAUCCCGUCGACGGCUCGCAUUGCAACUCGCAUUUCUCUCACCGUGACUCGUUCGAACCCUGAGCUCCGGAAAGUCUUCGACUCUUUCACGGCGGAUGGUCGUUUGCCGACGGCGCUAGUCGUCGAUCUUUUUGGAACGGAUGCUUUCGACGUGGCCUUUGAGUCCCAAGUGUCACCGUAUCUUUUCCACCCAUCAACGGCCAACGUCUUGUCGUUUUUUCUCCAUUUGCCUAAACUUGACGAAACGGUCUCGUGUGAGUUUAGGGAAUUAACCGAACCGGUUAAGCUCCCUGGAUGUGUACCGGUUUUUGGCAAAGAUUUCCUCGACCCAGUUCAAGACCGGAAAAACGACGGUUACAAAUGGCUUUUACACAACACCAAGAGGUACAAAGAAGCCAAAGGGAUUCUUGUGAAUACGUUCCACGAGUUAGAGCCAAAUGCUAUAAAGGCCUUGCAAGAACCUGGUCUUGAUAAACCACCUGUUUAUCCGGUUGGUCCAUUAGUUAACACUGGUAAGCGAGACGGUGACCAAAGCGAAGAAUCUGAAUGCUUAAAGUGGUUGGACAACCAACCGUUUGGUUCAGUUUUGUAUGUUUCCUUCGGUAGUGGCGGUACACUCUCAUGCGAGCAGCUCAAUGAGCUUGCUCUUGGUCUUGCGGAUAGUAAACAACGGUUUCUAUGGGUCAUAAGAUGUCCGAAUGGGGUUGCCAGUUCUUCGUAUUUUGAUUCUCAUAACCAUACCGAUCCAUUAACAUUUUUACCACCUGGUUAUUUAGCCCGCACCAAAGACAGAGGUUUCGUGAUCGCCUCUUGGGCUCCACAAGCCCAAAUUUUAGCCCAUUCAUCCACAUGA